This is a messenger RNA of Striga asiatica, 1251 nucleotides long. The record is from the annotation of a GenBank genome assembly. Lineage: Eukaryota; Viridiplantae; Streptophyta; Magnoliopsida; Lamiales; Orobanchaceae.
AUGGAUUGUGGGCUACCUUCAUCCGCUAAGCGGCGCCGGCGAACUUCAUCAGCUUCUCCAUCAGAUGGGAAACUGCUUUGUGUUCCUUGCUAUCGUAGGCGUGCGUCUUCGAGUAAAGGUUUCGAUAUAUAUCUUGUAGAUCUGAAUUCCACUGAAAAUCCUGUCGGCGAUUCUAUUUCCCCUACGCUUUUUGUUGACUAUUUCGAUGUCUGUACUGCUUGUGUUUUGGGGUCGACCCUUUAUUUGUUUCGGUCCAGCGAUGACUUGGAUGGUGACCCUGACUGCGCCGGUCGUUCGACGCCGGUAGCUACUGUCGAUCUGUUCAAAUACCGAAACAUGAAAAAUGUUGAAUUGGAUGAUAGUAUGGUGAAAUACAUCAAACCUAUGCGUCACCCAAAAAGGUUUCCGAGCGCAUCUGCAACCCCUGGCGGGAAAAUCCUAGUACUUUCCAGUCACAUCCUAUUUCAUCCGGAUGCUGGUGUUGACCGUCCAAAUGAUUUCGAGUUGUAUGAUCCCGCCACUGAUGAAUGGAAACAGCUCCCUCAGUUAUAUGAGAGGUGGGAUAAAGGUCGAAAGAGCUCUUGUCUCUACUCUGUUACCAUUAAAUCUUUUAUUUUCAGGUGGGAGUCUGUGUUGGUGGUCACCACCGAAAACGGGAUGUUUGAGCUCGAUUUGGAAUUGUGUGGAGGAGGGUGGCAAGACUGCUUAGCCCCUGCUUGUAAGAUUCCCAGAUAUUUCGGUUAUCCCUGCCUUUCAGCUAUUGAAGGAGAGUUGUCCUUCUCCCAUGACUAUGUUUUCGAUGUGGAUAUCCCGAUAUCAGUGCCCAUAGUGCCCAUCUGUUGUCAAUUCCCACCAAUGCCAUUGUAUAGUCAUGAUGAUUAUGAACUUCAAAUGGCGCUUGCUACAGUCCAGCCCUCAGGUUGUGGCCGGGAAGUCGUAUUUUGCCGUGUUCAGACAGCUCUAAACAAACGGUCCAAACGACCCCCGCGCAUGGAUAUACAAGUGUUCAAGUGUGAUAUUGCCAGAUACAGAGAGGAUAAACAGGAUAUGCUGAAAAAAGCUCAAAAGGAGCUGAAAAAGAAACAACACGUACAGGAUAAGGUCGGCCCGUUUUUACAAAUACCAGCCCCUCAAGUUCAACUUAGUGGGAGACUCGAAAAGUCUUUGGAGUUUGUCCUAGAAACCCGGCGUUGCUCGGUUUUCAUUCCUCGGGAAUUGUCUUUUCUUUCUUUCGGCACCGACAUGACUUGA